This is a messenger RNA of Elgaria multicarinata webbii, 1960 nucleotides long. Its product is annotated as protein NipSnap homolog 3B-like. The coding region runs from base 111 to 851 and encodes 246 amino acids. Lineage: Eukaryota; Metazoa; Chordata; Lepidosauria; Squamata; Anguidae. Gene Ontology annotation, cellular component: mitochondrion. The record is from RefSeq and is a predicted model, not a curated record. The transcript is spliced from 6 exons.
GCAGUCGGAAGUGCCUUGGCUGUGGCCUCCAGCACGGCUGUGGCGCGUUGGUGGGUCUUGCCGCCGCCUCUUUCUGCAGCCUCUCCCGGGCGAGCCGCGCGGGGAGAACCAUGUUGGCCUCCAGGUCUCUCCUCAGGGGCGUCGCGGCGGCGCGAGGGGUCACUGCCCAGGUUUCAUCGUCUUUUGCCACAGGGCCCAGACAAGAUGAUGGCACGUUCUACGAGUUUCGUACCUAUACUGUUAAGCCAGACAAGAUGAAAGAUUUUCUGGACUUGGCCAGUAAAAACAUUCACCUUCGCACAGCUCAUUCCCAGAUGAUUGGAUAUUGGACCUUAGAGGCGGGUGGACUGAAUAAAGUUUUCCAUAUUUGGAAGUAUGCGAGCUUUGCACAAAGAACUGCUGUCCGGACAGCACUAAGUAAAGACCAAGAAUGGCAGGAAAAAUACCUGUCUCAAAUGCUGCCCAUGUUAGAUAAACAAGAGAAUGAAAUUGGUUAUCUGGUGCCCUGGUGUGAACUUGGCAGCCCUCAAAAGGAUGGAGUCUAUGAGUUGGUUACCUUCCAGAUGAAACCUGGUGGACCAGCAGUGUGGGGACAAUCCUUUAAAGCAGCAAUUAGCGCUCAUCUAAAGACAGGAUACACUAAGCUGAUUGGUGUCUUCCAUACAGAAUAUGGACUACUUAACAGAGUUCAUGUGCUUUGGUGGAAUGAGAACCCUGACAGUCGUGCAGCUGGAAGACACUAUGCCCAUGAGGAUCCCAGGGUGGUCGCAGCUGUUCGGGAAAGUGUUCAGUUCCUGGAAUCACAGCAGAACAGUCUUCUGGUGCCUACAUCAUUCUCACCGUUGAAAUAGUUUUCUAUACUUAAUCAUGCGGGGAGAAAGUACUUUUCUAUGAUACUGUUAAGCAAGCUUGUGAUAAUCUAGCCAUAUUUCUCCCGGUGUACAAAACUGGAUACAAACCCAAUCUACAUGCUCUGUUUUUGCUUGUAACAAUAGACUUAUCUGCCUUGUUGGAAGUGGAAUGCAUGAUCGUAGAGAGCAUGACCCAUCUACUAAAUGAGAAUCCAAAGGUUACUAGAGCUUUUUAAAUAUAUAAAAAAGCAGCUUCUAUAAAUUCCUUAUCCUAGGCUUCCCUCCUUGUAUACUUAAAGUAUAUGAAAACAGGGCAAUAGCAUAAAGGAUACGAAGGCUGGAAAUAGAGCUGAAAGUGAUUUGAGAGAGGCUGUGAUUCUCAGGAUCUACGCAUGGUUCUUUUGCCCAAUUGCCUAGUCAAACCAUUUUUGCUAGGACUUGAAACAAACUGAGAAGAGUGGUGGGCACACGCGUACACACACACACACACUGAUGCAUUUUUCAGACUGCCUGCAGCGUACUGAAAACACUACUAUCAGUCUUCAUCUAAGUUGUUCUAAAGCUCAAAAGCUACAUCAGCCCAAGGGUCACAUGCAUCCAAUACAGUGAAGAUACACAGUUCCAUCACUGGCCUAAAGAAUAGAUUUUUUUAAAAAAAUCAUGAACCUUCUGGCUGCGGUUGGGCUAAAAUUGGGUCAAAAAAGCCCUUGCAAUACAGUUUAAGUAGUGGUGGAAUUAACAUUGUUUUAAAAAUCAUGAGGAUGAAUUCCUUUUCCUUUCCAAACAUUUUUAUGGUAUAUGAGAACUCACCUGUCCAUUUCGGUUUAGGACCCAGAGUGGUUUUCCUGUCCUUUUCAGUACAGGGGGCGGGGGGGGGGGGAAUCAGAUAAAUCUUUCCAUGUACACAGAGCUAGCACCAGCUUCCUUAAAUGCUGAAACUGUGAAUAAACUGGUUGUUUUUUUAAAGCGUCUGUGGCAAAAUUCAUGUCUGUUGCAUAUUAUGUGGCAUGUGCAUGCUUGCACAUUUGGAUCUAAUACCAAACAGCAAUUCUUAAAAUGUAAAUGCUGAAAUGUAAACAUUAAAAAGGGCUUUCUAAAGUUUAUUCAUA